Bemisia tabaci is the source of this 2032-nucleotide messenger RNA. RefSeq lists its product as uncharacterized. NCBI's taxonomy places the organism in Eukaryota, Metazoa, Arthropoda, Insecta, Hemiptera, Aleyrodidae. The record is from RefSeq and is a predicted model, not a curated record.
UGCACUUGGGAUCAAUGCUGGACCAAAAAAAUAUGGAGACGUACAUAACACUGCGGAACCCCGAGUUUUACAGAAUGGAGGAGGCGAGGGGGCCCCGGUUCCAAGGUCCAACACCCUCUCGAAGAUGAGGAACAGUCUCAGUAGGAGCUUUAGGUUCGGCGCAGCAACAAUAUCAAGCGGUGCUACGUUUUUAAAAACGUUUUCAAGCCGUUUGAAAGAACCGUUUCCAGACUCGGACAUGGAAUCGCGAGGCCCGAAGCCGCUGAAGCCUCUGGAGAGAGCCAAAACAAUGUAUGACCGACACCGCCGCCCACCCACGCCAAACCAUGAUCGGUCUCCUGUUAAUCCACACCCCGGAUGGGUGUCACGAAACCAAAAGCAAAAGUCGCGGACUAAUGACGCUCGUGCAAAAGGAGCACGGAAAGCACAUGAUGACGAAGCAGAAGAUGUAAAGGUAGAAACAGAAGCGUAUCAAUCUGAAGAUGAGAAGUAUUGGUCCGCCCAUGACUCUGAUGACGAUGAUCAGUUCUAUGACGCCGAGUCAUCUUCGCCGCAGCGAGCGUCCCCAAAUGUUCGAUCACCAGGGCCACGACCGGCACCACCGUCACCUUUGCCGUCAUUUGAACUUCCUCCGCCAACGCUAGGAAUGCCUGGACAAAACUCACCAGAUCCAGGACGGUCGCCGAACCAUGGCAAGCCGAGAUCUCCAAAGACAGAUCAGUCACCAGUCCAUGAGCAGUCCGGAUCUCCAAGGGGAAAAAGGUCACCCAAGGGCAGAAAGUCCGAAUCUCCAGGGACAAAUAAGCCACCAGUCCAUGAGCAGUCCGGAUCUCCAAAGACAGAUCAGUCACCAGUCCAUGAGCAGUCCGAAUCUCCAAGGAAAAAAAGGUCACCCAAGGGCAGAAAGUCCGAAUCUCCAGGGGCAAAUAAGCCACCAGUCCAUGAGCAGUCCGGAUCUCCAAUGGAUAAAAGGUCACCCAAAGGCAGAGAGUCCGGAUCUCCAGGGACAAAGCAUGGAUCUCAGACGAGGCAACCGUCAGGAAACGAUGGACCAACUAUUUCUCCAGCAAGGUCACCAAGGCACUCGCGGUCCAGUUCUCCAAGGAAAGAGGCAUUCACGGAAGAGGAACCAUCUAUUUCUCCACCAAGGUCACCAAGGCACUCGCGGUCCAGUUCUCUAAGGAAAGAGGCAUUCACGGAAGAGGAACCAUCUAUUUCUCCACCAAGGUCACCAAGGCACUCGCGGUCCAGUUCUCCAAGAAAAGAGGCAUCCACGGAAGAGGAACCAUCUAUUUCUCCACCAAGGUCACCAAGGCACUCGCGGUCCAGUUCUCCAAGGAAAGAGGCAUCCACGGAAGAGGAACCAUCUAUUUCUCCACCAAGGUCACCAAGGCACUCGCGGUCCAGUUCUCCAAGGAAAAAGGCAUUCACGGAAGAGGGACCACCUUCGCCGCCAAAGUUUCCGCAACCACAGGAGCAAUCCACUCAAGGAAUACCCAGAAAGCCCCCAUCGAGAAGGCCAUCAUACUUCGGGUCGGAGGCAAUUGCUGCAAUAGAAAAAAGGCGUCGGUUUAUGGAAGAACACUUUGGGGAACAUCUUACGCCUUCCCGGCAGGAGACCCCGAUAAAUAAGAUCCAGGAUGGAAGAGGCUUCGUGAACCGCGAUUCCUACCCCGGACCCAAAUUUAAUCCGACUAGUGGUUUUAUCCAGCCCCGGACACGACCAUCAUCGCCAACUCCAGCCACUCCAAAGACCGCAUCUCCCACGCGUCCAGGAGGCGGACCGGCCGCACCCACAUCCAGCGUUACUCAGCAACAACUCCAGGAAGAAUUAUGCAAGGAUGGUAAAUGCACGGUCACGUUCGUCAAACCAGGCGCCGAACCACCAGCCUGGGUCAGGGCGCAAAUGGCGAUUCAGGCUGCUGCUCGUAAUAAGGGCUGAUUUCAUUCUCGGCCUAACGCACUUUACUGGUCAUUGAUGAGGUUUCCCAUUGGCGGAUCCAGAAAUUUGGCAACACCGGGUUUCCUCCGU